Molecule: messenger RNA, 3072 nt
Organism: Rhopilema esculentum
Lineage: Eukaryota; Metazoa; Cnidaria; Scyphozoa; Rhizostomeae; Rhizostomatidae
Product: transmembrane 9 superfamily member 4
Biological process (GO): protein localization to membrane
Cellular component (GO): membrane
Source: RefSeq, a predicted model, not a curated record
CCCAACAAGCUCACUCUCUCUGAAAGUGGGCACCAUUUCUACGGCACACUUUGUCAUUGGCCUCGUUUCCAAAUUCCCUGACUUCACUUGGAACAGUUGUCAAGAUGGCGUUUUCCACAGCGAAGAAAAAGUCUAAACUAUAUUUAUGCAUUUUCUUAUGCAUUUUGGAAACAACAAACUCGUUUUACCUUCCUGGUGUUACACCGAAAGAAUUUACGCCAGGACAACCAGUUGAUAUCAAGGCAGUUGGAUUGACUAGUAUAAAGACACAGCUGCCCUUUGAGUAUUAUGCAUUACCGUUUUGUAAGCCAUCAGGAGGUGUCAAAUAUCGUGUUGAAAACCUUGGUGAAGUUUUGCGAGGAGACAGAAUAGUCAACACUGCUUAUAAGAUAGAGAUGGAUAAAAACAAAACAUGUCACUCUGUCUGUUCUAAAAUGAAGUUAUCCAAAGAGCAGUCAGAAAAGUUAAGCAAAUUCAUUAAAGAUGAUUAUACCAUCCAUAUGAUUGCUGAUAAUCUACCAGUGGCAACGAAAUUUAGAAUGCUUGAUACUGGCGAUGCCCAGUAUGAACAAGGAAUUAAACUUGGUUUCAUCGCUAAUGGAAAGAUCUACAUCAAUAACCACAUGAGGUUUAACAUGAAGUAUAACGUUCAUAGUAGUACGAAAUACAUGCUUGUUGGAUUCGAAGCUGAAGUAAGAAGUUUGAGCUCAGGUAGUGUGGAGAUUGGAAAAGAUGAACAAUGUAAAAUUGGCAAGGAAAAGUUGUCCCCGCAGGAGAUCAAAGAAAAUGAGGAAACUGAAAUCCUUUUCACCUAUGAAGUUGGAUGGGUGAAAAGUGACUUGGCCUGGUCAUCUCGAUGGGAUACAUAUCUCUCAAUGAACGAUGUCCAGAUUCAUUGGUUUGCAAUAAUCAACUCGCUUGUUAUUGUGCUGUUCUUAUCAGGAAUCAUUGCAAUGAUCAUGAUCAGAACUCUUCGACGUGAUAUUGCUAACUACAACAGAGAUGAUGAUUUGGAGGAUUCCGCCGAAGAGACAGGCUGGAAACUCGUCCAUGGUGAUGUGUUUAGGCCGCCAAGAUGGCCAAAGCUUUUGGCUGCACUACUUGGCUCGGGUGUUCAGAUAUUCAGCAUGGUGCUUAUCACUCUUGUGUUCGCCAUGUUUGGAAUGUUAUCUCCGGCAAGCAGAGGAAGUCUAACAACUGCUAUUCUCUUUGUUUAUGUUUUUAUGGGGGUUUUUGCUGGCUUCCAUGCUGGACGAAUUUACAAGACGUUGCGGGGCAGUCAUUGGAAAAGCUGUGCACUUCUGACCUCUUUAUUGUACCCUGGCAUUGUUUCUGGUACAAUUUUCUUUCUCAAUUUCUUUAUCUGGUCGAAACAUUCAUCAGGAGCUAUUCCGUUUACGACGAUGCUAGCCUUGCUUUGUAUGUGGUUUGGCAUCUCAGUUCCACUAGUCUUCCUUGGAUCAUAUUUUGGUUACCGUAAACAACCAUUUGAGCACCCAGUGAGGACCAAUCAGAUCCCAAGACAGGUACCGGAACAAAUCUGGUACAUGCAUCCGGUGCUUGGGGUGCUUAUGGCAGGCAUACUCCCAUUUGGAGCUGUAUUUAUUGAACUUUUCUUUAUUCUGUCUGCAAUAUGGGAGAAUCAGUUCUACUAUUUAUUUGGGUUCCUGUUCUUAGUUUUCAUCAUAUUAGGGAUUUGCUGUUCAGAAAUUGCCAUAGUUAUGAUUUACUUUCAACUCUGCGCCGAGGAUUAUCAUUGGUGGUGGAGAUCUUUCUUAAUGGGUGGUUCAAGCGCUCUGUACCUAAUCGCAUACUGCAUUUUCUACUUCUGGACAAAGCUACAUAUCGUCGACUUCGUCUCCAGUUUGCUGUAUUUCUCGUAUUCACUGCUGAUGGUUAUUGCUUUUUGGCUGCUCACUGGAUCCGUUGGUUUUUAUACCUGCUACUAUUUCGUUAGAAAAAUUUACGGAGCCGUCAAAAUAGACUGAGUUAUAAUAGACAUCGAAUUAGACCUGGAACAUGCAUCAUCAGCCAGGCCUGAAAAGUUAGUCAGCGGGUCGGCAUGGCUGAUAAAAAUGACAUUUUCACCACCGUAGGGUGAUUUUGGCCUCGUAGUAAACAAGGUGCGAAUUCCUUAUUACAUAGGGUCUCGUAAAUAGAAAAUUACACCCUGUGUCUCUGUACGCGUCAUAAUAUGGUAUUCUGGAGCGAUGUUGAUAUUUAUAUAUUUGAUCAAAUUUUGCUAAUGUGAAUCGGAACCAUUUUUCUGUGAUCAUGGUGAAAUGUGGUACGAAACAUGGCUGUGACGUCACAGUGGGCAUGUACAAGGGCGAUUCUGUAGGGGAUUUGCCUUUAUGGUAGUAUCUAGGGUGGGGUUAAGGUGGGGUUUGACAUAGUGUAGAAUGUAGUUCAUUGUCCCAUAUUUCUCAACGAGCAAGUACCCACUUUCCUCUACGAAAAGUACCCAUACUUGUCUUUAAGCGAAAAGUUUCCAUAAAGAAACACGAAUCAAGUAGGAGCAUGAAUCAAGAAAUAUGAAACAAGUAGGGAUUUCAUGGCAUUACAAAGAGUGCAUGUAAUGUCGAUGUGGGCGAAGUACCCCCACCAAGACACAGAAACUGCUGCUUUUUACCUGUAACUGUCCCUUUCCUUAGCAUUUUACGUUUAAAAGUACCCUGCCUCCUUCAAGACGAAUUCAGCACCUACGCCUUCUUCACAAGGGCGAAUCUACUCCUUUCUUCCUUACAGACAUACACAAUUUGCAUUUUAAGACGACAGUACCGCUUACGGAGAGUUUCCUUCAGUAUGCAUAUCGUUUCUAAUUCUAAAAAAUCCUGUGGUCGAAGUUAUACUUACAAUAUAAUUCAAACAAUUUUUAUGGUUUAGUAUGCCAGUAAAUUAAGAGCUUACGAUGAAUAGAUGGUUUUGCACACUGUUUAAUUAAACUAACGGUAUUUUGUCAGCUAGGUUCGUUUAGUGUUUAUUUCCUGACAGUUUCGUCUCUCCCGAAUUCAUCUGCAUUGUGUGUGAUUUUAUUCAUAUUUAGAUCCUCUAAAAUUUUAAUCGUUUAAA